Diceros bicornis minor is the source of this 6301-nucleotide messenger RNA. RefSeq names its product carbohydrate sulfotransferase 15 (gene CHST15). The coding region runs from base 2364 to 4049 and encodes 561 amino acids. The transcript has 8 exons. Gene Ontology annotation, biological process: hexose biosynthetic process. Lineage: Eukaryota; Metazoa; Chordata; Mammalia; Perissodactyla; Rhinocerotidae. Gene Ontology annotation, molecular function: N-acetylgalactosamine 4-sulfate 6-O-sulfotransferase activity. The record is from RefSeq and is a predicted model, not a curated record.
AUUUUCAGGUUGAAGUUCUAUCUCCAGGAAGCCGCAGGACGCCCAGCGAAGGGAUGUGGCGCUCAGUGAGGCUGAGCAGAGGGUUUCGCUCCGGUUCUGGGCUCCCUCGCAGUGCCGCCAGCCGCUCCUUAUCAGCUGCGGUUCCUGUGAGGGCAGCCACCCGGCAUUGGAGCGAAGACACAGCCUGAGGGCAUCUGUACCCCCUGAGGGGCCCAGGAGGAAACUGAGGCCCGCAGAUUUGCCCAAAGUUCCUCUAGGACCCUCUCACAGCGUUCUCCAUCCCCAGCUUUCCUACCUUCCCUUCCUCCUCCAGCCCCCAACGUUGCAGAAUCAGGAACCCUCCCUUCGAGAACAUGGCACUUAUUAAUUUUACAAACUGUAUGUUGAAUCAGGAUGUCUUAAUUGGUACAUAAAUCUUUACAGAUCGCAUAAGAUUUUGUUUAAAAUAGCAUGGGAAUAAAAAUGCAUCUUAGGUAGUUUUUAUCAAAUAAGUUUGUCUCUCCAAUACUCCUGAAAGGUUGGCAAGAAAAGGUUCUUCUUGCCUCCUCCUGGAUGGGGAAACUGAGCCAGCAAGGUGAGGCGGCCUCCGUCGGCUCCCUCUCAGUGCAUAGUUGAGCCUGAAGUGAAGCUGCAGGCCUGGCCUUCCCUCCAAGGUUUGGCUCCCCAGGAGAACCAUCUCCAGGGCCCUCAGAAGAAGAGUCAACGAUGUCCGAGUGUCUUUUCUCCCCUGGACAUUGCAUGACUGCAGUGAGCUGGCUGGCGGGUGAAGUGGGCAGGGUUAAUUCAUCCAGGAUAUUGUGUGGGGGCUGGGAGGCAGGUCUGCCCACAGUGGGUCCCCCCUGUGCUUUGUUUUUCUUUGAUGGUUAGAGCCUGUGAUGCCUGAACCACUGUCUGGCUGGGGAUCCAGCAUGGUCACUGGCUGCUGUGAGGGCUGAUGUUUCCCCAACUUUCUCAGCCUCUGUUGCUGUUGUUCCUGGCCAGGAGAAGCAAGGCAUUUGGUUUUCCACAUGCCUGAAAGAGAGAAGAUUAAUCCCUACAUCUGGAAGAGGUAGUGUUUGCAGGAAAGGUUGGAAGAGAUUGGGAAGUGGACUCUGCUUAUUUGGUGUCUGCAGAAGAGCAGAAAAGUAACUCCAAGUUAACCAGCUGGGCUGCAGGAGCCCCAGGGCCUUUGAACCUGCACUAGUGACAGCUUUAGAUUAGUGCUGGGUUGUGAUUGGAUUGUGGUUGUCCAAGGCCAUCUAGUACAGGGGGAUGGGGAGAGGAGAGAGACUCUGGGGCUGCCCUGAACCGGUGAGGGCGUGCCCUACCUAUAGGGGGCAGCUUUGACUCAGCUGCAGCCAGUUGGGGGAAAAACAGACUUGACAGGUCUUGUUAAUUUUUAAGAGAAUUCUCAAGUCUGGAUAUUUAAGUGUGGACUCAAAUUUUAGAAGGAGAGUAGAGGUUUAGAGGUGAGUGUGCUGCUAGGAGUUCUGAAGCUUGACAUCUGGCCCUGUGUUUGUAUACUGGGAAGGGUGUCUCACUAUCAAAGAUGUGACACAUGACAGGACAUGGGGAUCACACCCCCGAUGGCCAAGGGACGAGGAAUUGACAGGUGCCCAUAGUGCCUGCAGCCGUGUGCCAGUCUCCUUCACAUGCUUGUGUGUCAUGCGUUCAUUCAGUAGCGCUUUGAUAAAUUCCCAUGAUGUGGAAAGUGACACUCUGUAUGAAACUUUUCAUAUAAUUUCAUUUACCAAGUAGAUUUCACAGUUGAGCAUCUGAGGGUGUUGCAAUGAUAACACAGACAUAGUCCCAGCCCUCCUGGGAGCGGACAGAGAAAAACACCUGCCCCAGACAGACAAAUGAAGGUAAUCUGACAUUUUAAAGAUUUUGCUCCCCAUGAAGAGGAAACAUUUCAAGGGAACCCGGGAUGUAAAAGAAGGAACCUUCCUGGGCAUCUCCAUGGAUGGCAUGCUGGUCCAUCCCUCACUGAGAAGACCAUGAUGUCUUCUAAUCUCUUGGGUGUUUCCACGUUCUCCAGCAAGAAUUCUUCCUCUUCAUUUUGUGCCAUGGGAAAAACCUGAAGGACAGGCGGAAUUGCCCCUGAACUCUUGGCUUUUUCCACUGUUGCACUGGCUCUUAGAGAACAUGACAAUUGGAGAUCACUUCCGUUGGCUGUCGUUCAGGGUAGAACCAAAGACUGUGCUUCCUCAUUCUCUAGUGCUUUGGCACCCGCUCGUUUUUAUAUUUAUUUCUGUUGCUUGUGCCUUCCAACCACCUUAUAUAAUCACAAGACGUCCUUAAAGUUUCCAGCGUGACUUGCAUGCAUCCGGACUCCUCGGGGGCUCGCCCAUGGCUCGUUGGGCCAGCAGUCCAAGGGCAUUACCAUGAGGCACUGCAUUAAUUGCUGCAUACAGUUGUCACCCGACGACUCGCACAAACAGCGAGUUGGCUGCCGAGGAGGCCCGCAUCACAGUUGCCAAGAGUGCCCUGCAUGCAAAGGAGAAAACAAAAUUGUGUUUCGUGUGGACGGUAAGCAGAUGAACUUGCUUGCUGUUCUCGAAGUGAGGGCUGACGGGAACGAGAGCUGGGGUGGGUUUUUGCGCUUCAAGAAGGGGAAACGAUGUAGUCUCAUUUUUGGAUUGAUAAUAAUGACCUUGGUGAUGGCGUCUUACAUCCUUUCUGGGGCCCACCAAGAGCUUCUGAUCUCAUCGCCUUUCCACUACGGAGCCUUCCCCAGCAAUCCCAGCUUGAUGGACGGUGAAAACCCGAGUGACACGAAAGAGCAUCAUCACCAACCCUCUGUAAAUAAUAUUUCAUACGUGAAGGACUAUCCCAGCAUUAAAUUAAUUAUCAACAGCAUCACAGCCAGGAUAGAGUUCACGACCAGACAGCUCCCAGACGUAGAAGAUCUCAAGAAGCAGGAGCUGCAUAUGUUUUCGGUAAUCCCCAGUAAAUUUCUCCCAAGUAGUAAGAGCCCCUGUUGGUACGAGGAGUUCACGGGGAGGAACACCACCGACCCCUACCUGACCAACUCCUACGUGCUCUACUCCAAGCGCUUCCGCUCCACCUUUGACGCCCUGCGCAAGGCCUUCUGGGGCCACCUGUCCCACGCCAACGGGAAGCACUUCCGCCUCCGCUGCCUGCCCCACUUCUACAUCAUCGGGCAGCCCAAGUGCGGCACCACCGACCUCUACGACCGCCUCCGGCUGCACCCUGAGGUGAAGUUCUCGGCCAUCAAGGAGCCGCACUGGUGGACACGGAAGCGGUUUGGAAUCGUCCGCCUGAGAGAUGGGCUGAGGGACCGCUACCCUGUGGAAGAUUAUCUGGACCUGUUUGACCUGGCCGCACACGAGAUUCAUCAAGGCCUGCAGGCCGGCUCUGCAAAGGAGCAGAGCAAGAUGAAUAGAAUCGUUAUUGGGGAGGCCAGCGCCUCCACCAUGUGGGAUAACAACGCCUGGGCGUUCUUCUAUGACAAUAGCACUGAUGGCGAGCCGCCGUUUCUGACCCAGGACUUCAUCCACGCCUUCCAGCCAGACGCAAAACUGAUUGUCAUGCUCAGGGACCCUGUGGAAAGGUUGUACUCAGACUAUCUCUACUUUGCAAGUUCGAAUAAAUCUGCAGAUGACUUCCAUGAAAAAGUGACAGAAGCUCUGCAGCUGUUUGAAAAUUGCAUGCUCGAUUAUUCCUUGCGCGCCUGUGUCUACAACAACACCCUCAAUAAUGCCAUGCCUGUGAGGCUCCAGGUCGGGCUGUACGCCGUGUAUCUUCUGGACUGGCUCACCGUUUUCAAUAAAGAACAGUUCCUCGUUCUUCGCCUGGAGGACCACGCAUCCAACGUCAAGUACACCAUGCGCAGGGUCUUCCAGUUUCUCAACCUUGGGCCCUUAAGUGAGAAGCAAGAGGCCUUGAUGACAAAGAGCCCCGCCUCCAACGUGCGGCGUCCCGAGGAUCGGAACCUGGGGCCCAUGUGGCCGGUCACACAGAGGAUCCUGCAGGACUUCUAUGGGCCUUUCAACGUGAGGUUGGCACAGGUUCUCGCCGACGAGGCGUUCGCGUGGAAGAAGACGUGAGGGCUGAUUUCCUGCUGCCGGCCCGGGGCCCGCGGUUUCAUUGUUAUCAGGAGUUCAGAAAUCUCUCUGUGGGGAGCCGUUGUACUCAUAGCAUGGAGAAAACCCGGGAUUCGAGUCUUCCUUCCCUCCCUAGGCACUUGUUUCUUAUAACCAUCUCAGAAUUCCCUUUGCGAUGGUCAGUAGCCCAGCAGUGGACCCUUCUCAGAGCUCCUGCAUCAAGGCCACUGGAAACUCCACUUCCGAAAGAAUUCCCUGCUGUCCAGGAGGGGCCGGAGCUCCUGGGACGAGGCUGGCGGGUGCAGGGCCGCGUGCGCAGAGGGGAGCUGACUCUAGGGUUGACGAUUCUGGGAUCCGAUUGAGCACUCUAGACGGCGUACCAGAACUUACACUUCACAUCCAGUUUUGAAACACUCUGUUUAGUUCACUAACCUCAUUUGGGCGGAGAAUGGAAGCUCUUCCGUUCCUUUUACCAAAGUCAGUGCUUCAGUCUCUUCACGUAUAAACACUGUUAACUUCAUUCUUUACAAGAGGAAAAACAAGUCCAUUUUUGUAGCACGUUCGUCUCUUGGGCUUCCUCCCAUUCUGUCUUUGUGGAUUUUACUUAUGUUUAACAUAGAAAAUGAAUGCAUUUAAAACAAACCACUUGCUGCAUUUCACUAGCCCUAGCUCUCUUUUCUGCUUUAGAUGUUUCCUCAAGACUUCAUUCAGGUUAUAAUUGGAAUCUAAAUUCGGUUUAGAAUUGGGAGGGAAAUUUUUGCUGUUGCAGUUGCCGGACUGAGCAACUUCAAGGAAUUAAACACUUCGUGGAAAAUCUAGGUCGCUUGGGCUCUCCUCGCACACAAGGUCAUCAGAACUGGAGGGUGUUCGAAGUUGUAGUUCUGGCCGCCCGACAGGCUCCGUUGCUCUGCCUUCCCCCUGGAAGGAGCUUAUUACCCACAUUCUCCGCCAGGUGUGGCCAGAGGCCCUCGCUCCCUUCACAAACUACGAGAUACUGGUGUCCUGAUUCAGAAACACAAUGCGUAAGCUUUCCUCGGGCCGAACGUGGUGUGCUGGGAUUCUUAAAGGAACUUUCUGGGACACUCGGCAGCUUGAUUUACUGAUGGAUGGGCUAAAGGUCUCAUCAUUUCUUGGAGGUGAUGGGGAAAGAGUGAAGAGAACACUGGAGCCCACUCGGCACACAGCCCCAGGUGGGACCCUAACGAAGCUUUACACUCCAGUGUUGUCAAGAGAAACUUCCUGCAAACCAGAACCAAAGUCAGAAAGUGCAGAUGUCGACAUACCCGACCGUCCCUCGCAGGCCUGAGGAUUUGCCCAGUGGUCCAGCCUGGCGCCGUUGUCUCUGCCGUCAGAGAUGGGAGGUGUGCCCAUUGGAAGGUGUGCGGAGGGCUCUCGGUACUGGCAUGGCCGGGCAAUUUCGGCUACUGAAAGAGCUGUGUGUCCUGAAGACCCCCUUUCGGGGACAAUCCCCCCUUUGUCUCGAAGCCGGCACUCAGAGCAGCAGCCAGUGGCGGGGUCUGGCCUGAGCACAACGGUGCUUUCGGGAGAUGUCACUUCAGUGCGCGUGUGUAUUUAUUUGCAGUGCGGGGGGUGUGUGUGUGUGCGCGUGUGCACGCGCGGAUGCAUUUUCUGAGUGGGUUCCCUUCAGUUCUGUGUCUGCUGUGAGGCUCCUCUGCUCUGGACACACCCCUUUCAUGGAGUCAUUUCUCUGCCACGUGGCUUGUCAUUUUCAGCACGUAUUUUGCUAUCCCAUCCCAACAAUAAUGACAGCAAGGGAUUCUUCUUACGCACUCCUAUGCAUGUGAAUAACAUGUAGUGUAAUUCUGCUUCUUACAGAAGUACUACUGAAGGUAUUGUUUCCAAUAUUAUUUGGUUUAUUAUACAGAUCUUUUUAUAUACACAGGCCCACCAUCCUGUGCCAGUCAGUGCCCUCCGGACACAGUUUCUCUCAAGGGGCUUUUCUCCAAAGGGCGUAUCUUCUGGCUUUGGUUUCUCUCGUUCGAGGCCCGGGUCUUGUUGACAGCACAGAUGCCGUUUCGAGCGGUGGUCCUAGAGCCUGUCGUCCAAAACCAAAGCGAAAUGGAGCAUUUCUCACGACCUGGUAUUGAAAUGACUUUGUGUUCCCCAAAGCUGUAUCGGACUGUAUUAGAUCGUACUCCCUUAGUCGUGUUGGUAUGUUAAGUGAACUGCAGUUAUGCUGUACUUUCAUUAAUAUUGAACAUGAUUAAAUGUGGACCCCUGUGCCUGGUACCCGA